AAAAGCAAAUAAAUUAGAAAAAAAAAUAAUAAAAAAUAAAAAGUAGAAAAUAAACUACAAAAUCCAACAAACACAAAAUGGAGGGUUCAAAUAGUCCACGUGAUAUGCUACUGCUCAAUGGGCAUGCCGAAGGUGCCGCGCAUCACUUGGGCCUAACAAAUGGCGGCGCUAGCGGUAGCAACAGUUUGCCAGCUGGCAAUGUGAAAACCGAUCACUUUAAUGGUGAUGAUCUGUCGUCGAGCAGUUUUAUGUCCAUUCCACAAUUCUAUGCGGGACGUAGUGUAUUCAUAACCGGAGGCACUGGAUUUAUGGGAAAGGUUCUUGUUGAAAAAUUAUUACGUUCAUGUCCAGACAUAAAAAAUAUUUAUCUAUUAAUAAGACCAAAACGAGGACAAGAAGUCUCAGCGCGUUUAAAUGAGCUGCUUAAUGCACCGCUUUUUGAAACAUUGCGAAGGGAGAAACCAAAGGAAUUGAGUAAAGUUAUUCCUAUAUCUGGUGAUAUAACAUCCGAGGAAUUGGGCAUCUGUGAAAAUGAUCAGGCGCUACUUUGUCGCACAGUAUCCAUUGUAUUCCAUUCAGCUGCCACCGUGAAAUUCGAUGAAAAGCUCAAAUUAUCUGUCACAAUCAACAUGCUUGGGACAAAGCGUUUGGUUGAGUUGUGCCAUCGCAUGAUGUCCUUAGAUGCACUAAUACACGUCUCCACUGCCUAUUGCAAUUGCGAUAGAUCCGAGGUAUCAGAAGUUAUAUAUGCACCACCCUAUAAUCCCGACGAUAUUAUUUCUUUGAUCAAUUGGCUUCCUGAGGAUAUGCUCGAUCAGCUAACCCCAUCGUUGAUUGGCAAACGCCCCAAUACGUAUACAUUUACGAAAGCCUUAGCGGAGCAUAUGCUACUCAAAGAAGCUGGCAAUCUGCCUGUGGCCAUUGUGCGGCCUUCUAUAGUGAUCGCCAGUUUGAAUGAACCGUUUGCCGGUUGGGUGGAUAAUUUUAAUGGUCCAACUGGUUUGGUAGCCGCCGUCGGUAAAGGUCUAUUCCGCACAAUAAUGUGUGAAAAGAAUUAUGUUGCCGAUAUGGUACCUGUCGAUAUUGUGAUUAAUUUAAUGAUUGCCGCAGCAUGGCGCACAGCGACGCGAAAAACUGAUAAUUUAGCGAUAUAUAAUUGUUGUACUGGACAACGACAUCCCAUACAAUGGGGUGAAUUUGUUAGUUAUGCCAUGAAACACGUACGAAAGCAUCCACUGGAGGGCUGCCUGUGGUAUCCGACGGGUGUGUUACGCAUGAAUCGUCCAUUGAAUGCAGCACAUGGCUUCCUUGUACACUACUUACCGGCCUAUAUAUUGGAUAUUGUCGCGCGACUGAUGGGCAAGAAGCCAUUCAUGGUAAAUAUACAAAAUAAAAUCGCCAAAGCUGUUGGCUGCUUGGAAUACUUUGCUACACACCAGUGGCGAUUCAGAGACGACAACGUGCACGCACUCCUCAACGCGCUGAGUCAAAAGGAUCGCGAAACGUUUGUGUUCGAUGUGCGCACCAUUAACUGGGAGAACUAUGUUGAGCGUUAUGUAUUGGGCUUUAGGGAAUUCUUAUUUAAACAACGUCCAGAAUCGCUGCCUGCGUGUCGAAAGCGUUUGAUGCGAUUGUAUUAUCUGCAUCAGCUGACCAAAGUGGUGGCGGUGAUGUGCACUUGGCGCUUCCUAAUGGCGCACUCGAAACGUCUGAAUGCCUUGUGGACGGCAUUCUUGCAGAACGUCUUCAAACUUAUACGAUUAAUACCAUUUUUGUAAUAUUCAAAACGGACGGUGCAGUGCAGUUGAAUUAUAUAUAUAUAUAUAAAUAAAUAAAUACAUAUGUAGCAGCAAAAGCAGUAGUGGGGAGAAGAAAUAACAAAACGCUCUUAUGCUGUUAUAAUUGCAUAAAUAUUUAAAUUAAUUGUGUAUGAAAUGUUUACUUGAUACAAUAUAUACGUAUAUAUAUAUAUUUGUAUUUAUAUGCAUAUAUUAU
Molecule: messenger RNA, 1995 nt
Organism: Bactrocera tryoni
Lineage: Eukaryota; Metazoa; Arthropoda; Insecta; Diptera; Tephritidae
Product: putative fatty acyl-CoA reductase CG5065
Exons: 10
Coding region: 78-1778 (566 amino acids)
Biological process (GO): long-chain fatty-acyl-CoA metabolic process
Cellular component (GO): peroxisome
Molecular function (GO): alcohol-forming very long-chain fatty acyl-CoA reductase (NADP+) activity
Source: RefSeq, a predicted model, not a curated record